Molecule: messenger RNA, 1258 nt
Organism: Manihot esculenta (cassava)
Lineage: Eukaryota; Viridiplantae; Streptophyta; Magnoliopsida; Malpighiales; Euphorbiaceae
Exons: 5
Coding region: 61-1134 (357 amino acids)
Biological process (GO): post-translational protein targeting to membrane, translocation
Cellular component (GO): endoplasmic reticulum membrane; endoplasmic reticulum
Source: RefSeq, a predicted model, not a curated record
UUGGAAAUAUUAUAAAGAAGUGAAAGAGGGAGAAAAAUAGAGAUAGACAGAGAAGAAGAGAUGAAGAAAUCGGGAGGAGCAGAGAAGAAAAGAGUGCGAAGAUCAUCAGGAGCGGUACAAAAUGGCACCAGAGAUCCAAAUUCUGAUACCCCUCCUAGGAGACAAUCUCCAAAGAAGGAUGUGUUUCAGUUGUUUGCUGAGAAGGUGAGAGACCACAAAGAUUUGGUGUCUCGUUGGGCUGUUUUGCAGGAGACUCGUGUUGAAUACUUUAGAGGGAAGGAUUUUGUAAAUUUCUUGAAAAAUAAUCCAGAGCUCAAAGAUAUAUUGGAAUCAAAUAAAAACUUAGAUGUUGAAGAGAUUGCUAAUACUCUUUUAAGAAAGAAUCUUUUAGUGCGAUGUGACCGUGUGGUGAAAACAGUUCGUCCCGGGAAGAAGAAGUUGUCUACCUGGCCAGCUCAUUUGGAGCUCUUCACUGAUCAAGUAUUUUCAGAAAAUGAUGCCUUCUUCGCAUGGACAUUUGUAAAACGCCGGCCACUGUGGCAGACACUUCUCUCAUUUUUUUGGCCAGUGUUGACUCUAGCAAUUUGCCUGUUUCCUGUAUAUCCCCAUCGGUGCAAAUUACUGAUUCUGUACUCAUGUGCAGGGGUCCUUUUACUUAUACUCUCCCUGCUUCUGAUAAGAGCUACGCUAUUUGGUGUUCUAUAUAUCGUUAUUGGAAAGCGUGUUUGGUUUUUCCCCAACAUCCUUGCUGAAGAGGCUACGUUGCGUGAAUUAUUCCGUUUCUGGCCAAAGAAAGAUGAGGAGGAACGACCUAAGUGGACAGCAAGGCUUUUCUAUGCGGUGGUAGCUGUGUUGGCCAUAUUACUAUUGAGACAUCAUGCCCCUGAUGAGGCUGCUAGAGCUAGGUACCAAAAACGGAUGUCAAAUAUUAUUGAUGAUGUUCUCGAGUGGUCUCCAAGGCUAGCGCUCUCUGGGAUGAUGGAGAAACAGCAGACUGUGGUUAACGCCACAGAGCCCAACAAUAUUUCUGCGGAUGGGGGUAAGACAAACACAGAGAACUCGGACCAAUCUGGGGAUGAAAUUUAUGGAAAAAUAGACGACAUGGAUCAACCUCAGCAUCAAGAUCAUAUGUAAGGAUAGAACAAUGCAAUACUGAGCAGAAGAUAGAUAUACUACCUUCUUUCUUUGGGUUUUAUUCUUAGUUUUGAGUGUAAAACUGUGCAAUCAAACAGUUAAAUAAAGCCAUUGGAUUUUAAUU